This is a messenger RNA of Nerophis lumbriciformis (worm pipefish), 654 nucleotides long. The record is from RefSeq and is a predicted model, not a curated record. Lineage: Eukaryota; Metazoa; Chordata; Actinopteri; Syngnathiformes; Syngnathidae.
AUGGGAUGGUUCAAAAGACUGAAAGACGGAAUUCAAACUGCUACUAAAUUCAAAAAGGAAACCCCUGAUGGAUUGUGGUAUAAGUGUAUUCGCUGCAAUGAGCUCAGCACGCGUAAGGAGCUAACAGAGAAUCACUAUAAGUGUACGCAUUGUGAUUACCACACGCGUAUAGAUUCACAUACCUAUUUCGAACUCUUGUUUGAUGGAGACUACGAGUUGUAUUCUGAAGAUAUAGCCUCUGUGGACUUUUUAGAGUUUACUGACCUUAAGUCGUACAAAGACAGGUUGAGCGCGGCUCGAGCUAAAAAUGAUACCACAGACGCUAUCACAGUAGCCAAAGGACGUGUCGGCAAGAAUGAACUUGUCAUUGCUGCCAUGAACUUCGGGUUCAUAGGCGGAUCGAUGGGAUCUGUUGUCGGUGGGGUGACAGCGUCGUUUGCGAUGCUCGGUGAUAUCAACUUCGCAGAACCAGAAGCCUUAAUCGGUUUUGCUGGACCGCGCGUCAUCAAGGAGACAAUUAAAAAGGACUUGCCUGAAGGAUUUCAAACAUCUGAGUUUUUGCUAGAAAGAGGUUUCUUGGACUUUAUUGUUGACCGAAAAGACUUAAAAUCCAAGUUGUGCUCCAUCUUAGAUAUUUUGUCUCAGGCUGCCUAA